CAUCCAUCCACAUCGGAGGCCCACCAUCACCAACAAACAAAAAGAUGGAAGCAGCCAAACAACAAACACACACCCAUUUCAUCCUGGUACACGGUCUUUGCCAUGGAGCUUGGUGUUGGUACAAGCUCAAACCACUGUUGGAGUCUCAUGGCCACAAGGUCACUGCCCUCGACCUCUCAGCAUCCGGUAUCAACAUGAAGAAGAUAGAAGAGAUUCGCACUUUUUAUGACUAUACGGUGCCGUUGAUGGAGGUCAUGGAAUCGCUUCCUCCGGGCGAAAAGGUGGUUCUCGUUGGGCACAGUCUUGGUGGCUUGAACUUGGCUCUUGCCAUGGACAAGUUCCCCCAGAAAAUCUCCACUGCUGUCUUCGUCACUGCUUUCAUGCCCGAUACGGUGCACAAACCCUCGUUUGUUAUCGAACAGAGCCUUAAGGGGACAACCCCAGAAUCAUGGUUGGACACAAAGUUUGAAUCUUAUGGUACUCCUGAAAUGCCCCUAACAUCAAUGCUCCUUGGCCCCAAAUUUCUGGCAUCCAAACUCUACCAACUAUGCCCCAUCCAAGAUUUCACACUAGCAACAACAUUAGUGAGGCCAGGGUCAUUAUUUUUAGAAGAUUUGGCACAUGCAAAUAACUUCUCAAAUGAAGGUUAUGGAUCGGUGACACGAGUUUUUGUUGUGUGCACCGAAGAUUACACAAUACCAGAGGAAUACCAACGAUGGAUGAUCGAAAACAGCGGAGGAGUGAAAGAGGUGAAGGAGAUCAAAGGUGCAGAUCAUAUGGCAAUGUUUUCAAAGCCUCGAGAACUCUGUUGCUAUCUCUUAGAGAUUGCUAAUAAGCACACUUAAAAAUAUGAUAUGGCAAAUAAAGCAACCUUAAAAAGACUUUUAUGUGCUAUGUUUUGCUUGUAGCAUGAUAUUUUUCCCCUUUUAAUUUGUGAUAAUAAAAUUGUUGUUGUUGCAUUGGUUGUGAUUGUUUUCAAACUUUCUACAUAAAUGUAUCUUUUUUUCCUGUUUGUUUC
This is a messenger RNA of Camellia sinensis, 1018 nucleotides long. RefSeq names its product salicylic acid-binding protein 2. Gene Ontology annotation, biological process: salicylic acid metabolic process; jasmonic acid metabolic process. The record is from RefSeq and is a predicted model, not a curated record. Lineage: Eukaryota; Viridiplantae; Streptophyta; Magnoliopsida; Ericales; Theaceae. Gene Ontology annotation, molecular function: methyl indole-3-acetate esterase activity; methyl jasmonate esterase activity; methyl salicylate esterase activity.